UCGAGAACUCCGUUAUAAAAACUCCACUUCCAGCGAACUGAUCGCUGUUAUUUGGAAGAGCUCUCUGCUGCAGACGCACACACACUGGCAAGCAAACACACAGAGACAACGAUCGCGCAUCGCCCGCUUCAUUCGCUAACUGAUCGUCUUGCCGUACACUUCGAUUGUCAGCUGUUUGGCAUUUCUAUAUAGUAUAUAGUAUAUCAACGUCUCUGUGUGUGUCUGCGUCUGUGCUUUGUGUUCGCAUUGAAUAACUAACUUUUAAUGGCGAUUGUUCGUGUUUGUUAAAAAACCAGAAACUAAUCUAGCGCCCAACAAUUAUCGAUCCCUAUCCGUUGUGUGUGAGUGAGUGCAUUGCAAAUAAAACAACAACAGCAACAAAAACAACAGUAAAAGAUCAGUCUAAAGAACAUCUAGCCAAAAUGACAAAAAAUAAAAAUCAAAAAAAGAAGGCGUUCGCUGCACAAAACAACAACAACAACAGCGGUGACAAUGGUACCGCCACCCCGCCGGACAAGUCGACGCCGCCAGCCAAUGGCGGUAUCAAGCCACCUGGCACCUACGCCAAUGGAAUGCUGCGCAAUCCGCCGGUUCCGUGGGAGCGCGAGUUUGUGGGUUCGUUUCUGCUGGAGAUGGCCAGGCGCCAGGUGGUCAGCGCCCAACAGGAGUGGUACGUGGACAAGGCCGAGAUGCGAAAGAUGUUUGAGGAGCACUUGAGAGCCCAGCCCAACUGCAGUGAGAUCCGCCAGAAGCUCUCCAUUCAGGGAGCUUCGAAUAUUGGUUCUCUGCUGCACAGGACGAACUUUCUAAUAAACACGCCGCGGGGAAAUCCCAACUAUCGCAUCAAAGACUUCUCCUUAAUGGAAUUUCGGAAAGAAAAGGUUUAUUUUCUGGACGAACAGCACCGACAGCGGGAUGCCGCCUCCACGACCAAUGCGCCCGGAGGAGCUCCUGUUGAGGGUAAUACUCUGCUAGCCGAAGAAUACAAACUGGAUACGAAUGCAACGGCUACGCUGCUAAAAUAUCAAAAGACGCUGUUGCUGAAGCCGCAGAAGGAUUUCGAGCUCAACUCCCUGGGAUGCUAUAUCUGCCAGGAGAACUUCGAGACAAUUGAGAAGUAUGAGGAGCAUGUGGAGUACCAUGGCGACGAUUCUGAUUUUCAGUCCCUCAAAAAGAUGGUGAAAUAUCCUUCGUCCAUGGUGUCCCUCUCUUAUCAAAACUGUGUGGACAGCCACUACUUUGGAUUCACCCUAAAGACCUUCCGCAGUGAUCUGGUUGUGGAGAAGUUCAUCAUAGUGCAGUUGCGCCAGUUUUACUACGUGUAUGGUGCACAAAUGCCUCUGCAUGUGCCUGAAAGCGGGGAACUUGUAUUCUUCGUGGACUCCCACGUCUUUAUGAUCCUUCGGGAGCAGCCCAUCAUUAUCGCGUUCAUCAUCCAGGGGACGAGAUAUGUGGAGCAGCAUCACUUCAUGCGCACAGAGGCACUGCCCAAGGCUAGCUUCAACAUCAAUCCAUAUCGACUGUGUAACAAGGAGAUCUUUAAGAGCAAGGGUCUUCCACCAGCCACUCCACCCACUCAGGUUUUGAGCGCUCUGAAGCACGAGGAUGCCCAGCUGCGUUUGGCCGAGUUAGAUAAGCACUAUCAGGACUACUGCGAACGGGGUAGGGAGAUUACCCAGGAAAAUCUUACCGGCACACUGCGCACAUUGCUCCAGGUGGAGGACAUGGAACGGUUGCAGCGUUAUCUCUCGCUCAAGCAAUCGAAAGUGGAGCUGCACCAGUUCGGGCGGGAGCUUUCGGUUAAGAUGCGACUGGGUACCGCUACUAUGAGCGUAGAGGACAUUCUCUCCCCUGGCGACGAUGUGCUAAUCAUAAACGAAAAAGGUAACCCGAAAUCAGGUGUACGCCAGAUGUUGGAAAACAACAAUAAAGUGCUCGAAUUGGCACUCAAGGAUUUUGACUCCAUCUUGCAGUGGGCUCGCAAUGUUGACGAGCAGUUCGGAUCGCUAAACAAGCAGCUACGAGUCUACUUUGCCCGCAUCCUUGGUGUUUCAACGCAGCGGGUGAACAUCACUUGUGAACGCCAGCUACCGGACAACACCACCUACACCCUGAUAUUUCGUCCAUUGCGGGCAAUAAUGCGUUAUCAGUAUCGAGCCCUCCAGCAGCUGACCCUUACCAGGCACAGUGACGUUCAGCGGAUCCUGUUUCCCAGUGAAAUUCCACCAAUGCCGAAGGCCAGUGGAGUACUUCAGCUAAACAACAAAGGCAUAUCGAGCAAUCCGGAGCAGAUGCAAGCGAUUCGACAGAUUGCGCUAAGCCAAAGGCUUCCAGCUCCCUACAUCGUGUUUGGACCACCGGGAACGGGCAAAACAGAGACCAUCGUCGAGGCCAUUUACCAAUUGUAUGUAAAUCGACCCGAAACGCACAUCCUAGUGAUGGCUGGUUCAAAUACGGCCUGUGACGAGGUGGCACUUCGACUUUUACGGGCUAUCGCCAAAGCACCAGACAGUCACCCACGACCGCUGGCCCGUAUCUUUGCUGCCAGCUGCGAUCGGCGCAUCGACAAUAUUGACGAUUUGCUUCUAGAGUAUUCCAACAUGUAUGGUCUGCACUUUUAUCCGGCCGUGCAAGCGGUGCACCAGUAUCGAAUCGUGAUUUGCACACUCAGUUUGGCUGGAAGGCUGUCUACCGGAGGCUUCGCCACGGGCAAUGUGUAUUCGCAUGUUUUUGUGGACGAGGCAGCCGCUUCCACGGAGGCGGAGGUUUUAAUGGGCAUCACCUGCACACUAUCGCCGACGUCGAAUUUGAUCCUGUCCGGGGACCACAAGCAGCUGGGACCGGUGCUCCAAUCGCAGAGGGCGAACGAAUGGGGUCUUGGACUGACCCUUUUCGAGCGACUGCUGCAGAGAAAGUGUUACCAAGUGGACCAGGACGGCAGCUAUAACGCGGCUGUGCAGACGCGUCUCAUUCGCAACUUUCGUUCACAUCCGGAGAUUGUAUCGCUGUACAACAAUCUGUACUACGAUGGAAAACUUCAGGCUCAUGCCCCCUUGGAAACGGUUUGCCGCUACCAAAACUGGUUUCAGCUGCCCAAUGCGAACUUUCCUAUCAUGUUUCAUUCCGUUUUUGGCACAACGACGAACGCGAAGAGCUCUCUUAGCCUGUGCAAUAGUAAAGAGAUCGACGUUGUCAUGGAUUACGUGAAGGAUCUCAUGUAUUUCGGCAUCAAUGGUGAGAAGUUAUUGCAGACGGAUAUCGGUAUCAUAUCGCCCUACAAGAACCAGUACCAUCGCAUUCAGGAACAGCUUAAUAUGCGGAACUGGUCGCAAAUAGAUUGCGGAUCCGUUGAGCUAUUCCAGGGCAAGGAGAAGCAUGUGGUCAUCGUGUCCUUUGUGCGCUCUUUUACACCCAAACUUGGAUUCUUGAACAAUGAACGGCGUUUGAACGUUCUGCUUUCGCGUCCGAUAUCUCUGCUUAUUCUCAUCGGAAAUCCACGGACGCUAAGCCAAAACAAGGACUUUUGCCAUAUUAUCGAUAUGUGUCGUGAACGGAAUACCUUGGUUGGGGUGCCAUACCUUAACGAAAAUUUUGAUCCGACUAAAAAGAACGGAGGAGCAGCUGUGGAUCAUCCUACAUCAGGGCUAGGGCAACCCCUCAAGCGAAAUUGCCGUGGUAAGAAUCCAGCUCAGGCCGUAAAGCUGUCAUAUUCCAAAAAUGAGCUGCUCAAGUUGGGGAUGGAGUGUAAGUCGAAAAAAUCUGAACUGGAAACAUUGUUUGACGAGUUGCCGAAGGUUCCAAGCUCUGACGACCUCAAUGUGGACGCAGUUCGUUCGCUAGAGGACCAACUUAAAGAUAUUAAAUUGGAAAACAAAUGUACGGAUGCAGGACCAUCGAUCCCAGUUAUUCCUGCUCCACGAUCAGCUGCACCAUCAGUAAGACCAAGACCGAGUCCUUCUGCUUCACCGGGACUAGCAAUACCAAAACUCCCGGUUCCCAAGUCAUUAGAUCCCCUUUCCAAACGCGAGGAGCGCCAUAUUAACGGAGUGCCUUGUGGCAUUGAAGCGCUGCAUUCGGUGGCUCAGACAACCAGGCCUUCGGCUUACAACCACAUUCCCAGUGACCAUCUUCGGUUCGAGAACUUGCGUCGCACGUCCGAAGAGAUUCGUCGUCAGACGGCUUUCAAUGAGCAACGCCGUGCUCCGCCAUUACGCCAGCCCCAUGGAAACUGGCACGAAUUCGAUUGGACACCACUACAGAGCGAUCGAGCGCCCCCACAAAAGAAGAAAUCCGACUGUAUCAUUUCAUAAUUGUAGCUUCUUUCGGAGCACAUCACAAUCUAUAGGGACGGUGCGGUUGCUUCACCUAAAAAGCGAUCUCGCUGUCCUCUUUUUGACUUUGCUAUUGGCAUUUGUGCGAUCUGCGAUCAUCCAUGCGCCAAGUAGCAAAAAAAAUACCUACCAAAUAGACUCGCACCUGAUGUGCGUCCAUCCGAAGAAUAGGGCCAAAAGAAUGGUUCACCUCAGCCACUGAGGUAGCCUCAAGCUUUUGACCUCCAUUCUUCGCUGGGUCGCAUCCUUUGCGAGUGUAAUUGAUUCGAGCAUAUACAUGGAGCGCUCAAAGUGAACACUUUUUGGUUGCAAAAGCCAAAAGCUUUCGAGUUAUACUACGGAUCGUAAUCCGCAAUAUAAGCCGUAAGCCUUGUAUCCACUUCUGACUCCAGGUUUGUCUUUGAGUGUUAUAAUCAAAUAAUAAUUUACUGAUUAGGGGGACCAGGAUAAAUCCAUCCAUAUUUGCCCCACAAAAAUAAACAUGUAAUCCGCACAGGAUAAUUUCUUUUGUAACCAUUCCAUAUUUAAGUAAAAACAUGUGGACUCCUUUGUUAUGAGGUAUAUUUCCGUGAACAUCCAGAAUCCAUAUGUAAUAUAUGCCCGUCUUUAAAUAAUAAAUUCUGAA
Drosophila erecta is the source of this 4956-nucleotide messenger RNA. RefSeq lists its product as uncharacterized. Bases 423 to 4310 code for a protein of 1295 amino acids. The transcript has 10 exons. Gene Ontology annotation, biological process: regulatory ncRNA-mediated post-transcriptional gene silencing. The record is from RefSeq and is a predicted model, not a curated record. Gene Ontology annotation, cellular component: P granule; cytosol. Gene Ontology annotation, molecular function: 5'-3' RNA helicase activity; RNA binding. NCBI's taxonomy places the organism in Eukaryota, Metazoa, Arthropoda, Insecta, Diptera, Drosophilidae.